AUGUCACUGAACCGGAACAUCCAGAACAAGAGUGAUAUGACAGCUCUUGAUGUCUUGCGAGCCAAUGGACCUCACAUGAACACAGAAACGGAGAAGAUUAUACAAAAAGCGGGUGGAAAGAGCGCAGCUUCUCUAUCCCAAGUUGAGAAAACAUCGGUCAUCCUGAGAAAACCGGUCACUUUCAAGGAAUAUUGCUCCACGGGAAUGGCACGUUACAGAAGUGGCGUGUCAGACGGAACACGGAACGCUCUUCUAGUAAUAACGGCUCUGAUUAUCACAGCUACUUAUCAGACCGCAGCCCAACCGCAAGAAAAUGAUGAAGUUUUCUAUCUCAAAAAGAUGAUACUACAGAUUGUACUACUAUGGGGACUUAAUACUGUAGCCUUUUUAUUGGCUAUUGCCUUGACAUUUAUACUCUUACCAGUUGGUAGAGUAUAUACUCAGUGGUAUAUCGCCAUCUCCGUGCCUCUAAUGUGUUCUUAUGGAGUUUCACUGUAUCUGAAGUAUAGGCUCCCAGGGAUAUUCAAAUGCACGUAUAUGAUGGUUGCCUUCGGAUUUCUCAUAUAUCUAUUUGUAUUCUACAUGAGGUGGAAGCGGGCUACGCAGAAGAAAGUACCAAAUCCCAAAACUGAGCUGCUUUCUGGAGGCUUGAACACUAAGGUUUAG
This is a messenger RNA of Arabis nemorensis, 666 nucleotides long. NCBI's taxonomy places the organism in Eukaryota, Viridiplantae, Streptophyta, Magnoliopsida, Brassicales, Brassicaceae. The record is from the annotation of a GenBank genome assembly.